CCAUCUGAUUCGACCUCCUAAAAACGUGCAGUCUCUCUCUCCUUCUUUUCCCAUUCCUACUUUCUUUCUCUCUCUAGUCCUUUCCGGCUCUCUUUUUUAAGGCUUUCUCUCUCUAAGCCCUUUCUCGCAGGCCUCCACCUGCUCGCUGUUUUCGGCCCAUCUCUAUCCAUACCCCAACAAAAACUCCAUUUCAGAAUUAAAAAACACAGGAGCUUUUGUGGCCAUCCCUCUCUACAUUUAUAUAAGCCCUCUCAAGAGCGAGAAACAAUGGACUCUCUACGAAAAUCCUUCAAUAAAUCGUCAUACAAGCAACUGGACAAGUCCGCCAUUGAAGAACUAUCGGAAACUCACCCCAUGAAACCAGAGGACAAGAGAGAGGUGGUCGUCAAUGUUGAUGGUUCAUCCCAAACCAAUGGUACCAAUCUAUGGCGAGAGUCGAGCUAUGAUUUUUGGCCUGAUAAACAGCAGCAACAAAGCAAAACCAGCCAUGGCAGCCGUGGCCGUGGUGCCGAAGGCUUCGAGUUUCAGAUGCAAGACUCAGGAUCACCACCAACCAAGCUUAUCAACCAGUUUCUUCACAAACAGCAGGCGUCUGGUGAGAUUUCUCUUGAUAUGGACCUCGAUAUGGACGAGCUCCAGUUUUCGCCGGAGUUGCAGGUUUCUGGUGUGCAGAAAACUGAAAAUCCAGCGAUUCACCUUCCUCCACUGAUGGAAACGAGGCAAACAUCUUUUCCCAAGUCCUCCAUUUCAAGAGAAUCGAAAGUUUCUUUCGAGAUUGCAGGACAAGUUGCAGAAGCAAGAAGGAGAUACUCUCAUAGCCAUGGAUCAGAUGAAGAUGGAGGCUCUGAUACCUCUGGUUCUGGAAAAUCAGGUGAGGUUCUCAAGUGUUCUUCUCGUUCCACGUCGAUUCCUCGAAACUCUAGCUUGUUAAGGACCAAGACUAAGUCCAGGCUUAUUGACCCACCAUUUCCUAGUGAGGCUCAACCUAUGAAAUCAGGCCACACGCCAAAAUCCGGCCAAAUGGGGGGGAAAUCAGGCAUGUUAAAUAGGCUUCAUGAUGAAGAAGAAGAGGACCCAUUUUCAGAUGAGGAUUUACCUGAUGAAUUUAGGAGAGGAAACCUCGAUGCGAUGACUGUGAUUCAAUGGGUGAGCCUUUUUGUAAUAUUGGGUGCUUUUAUUUGUAGCUUAACCAUCCCUGCUUUGAGUAAACAAAAUGUUUGGGACCUUCAUCUAUGGAAAUGGGUGCUCAUGGUUUUGGUUUUGAUAUGUGGUCGACUUGUUUCGGGUUGGGGUAUCCGCAUUGCUGUGUUUUUUAUUGAAAGGAACUUUCUUCUUCGAAAGCGGGUUCUUUACUUUGUCUACGGAGUUCGAAAGGCUGUUCAGAAUUGCCUCUGGCUGGGCCUCGUCUUGAUAGCAUGGCAUUAUAUCUUUGAUAAGAAGGUAGAAAGAGAAACAAGCUCGAAAAUCCUGCCUUAUGUAAGCAAAGUCCUGGUAUGCCUCUUGGUGGGUACCCUGAUAUGGCUUGUUAAGAUCCUAUUGGUGAAAAGUUUGGCUUCCUCCUUCCAUGUGAGCACCUAUUUCGAUCGAAUUCAAGACUCUCUCUUCAACCAAUACGCGAUCGAGACCCUUUCAGGCCCGCCAUCGAUAGAGAUUCAGCAGGUUGAAGAAGAGAGAGAAAAAGUUAUGGCUGAGGUGAGAAAGUUUGAGAAUGCAGGGAACAAGGUGCCCCCAAUCGCUGGUUUAUCGAGCAAGAGCGUUAAGGUUCUUCAUAAGAGCAGGGUAUUUGAUAGAAGCCCUAAAGUUUCAGGGGCCAUCUCUGGUAGAAAAGAAUUCAGUAAGCAACAGGAUGAAGUGAUAACCAUAGACCACCUCCAUAAACUGAACCAGAAUAAUAUUUCAGCUUGGAAUAUGAAGAGAUUGAUGAAUAUAGUCAGAAAUGGGGCUCUCUCUACUCUUGAUGAGUCAGCUCAGAAUGCAAGCUCAGAGGAUGAAUCUUCGAUGCACAUUCGAAGCGAGUAUGAAGCUAAGGCAGCUGCUAAGAAGAUAUUUAACAAUGUUGCCAAGCGAGGAGCCAAGUAUUUUGACUUGGUUGAUCUGUUGCGUUUCAUGAGAGAGGAUGAAGCCCAGAAGACCAUGAGCUUGUUUGAAGGAACUAAAGAGACCAAGAGAGUCAGUAAAAUGGCUCUCAGAAACUGGGUGGUGCAUGCAUUCAGGGAAAGGAGACAUCUUUCAUUAACUCUGAAUGAUACAAAGACAGCAGUAAACAAGCUUCACCAGAUGGUGAACGUUGUGGUGUGCAUAAUCGUCUUAGUGAUUUGGCUUCUUAUACUGGGAAUUGCUACCACCCAUCUCCUGGUUUUCAUAAGCUCCCAGCUCUUGUUGGUGGUCUUUAUCUUCGGAAAUUCUUGCAAGAUGGUCUUUGAAGCCAUCAUCUUCUUGUUUGUUAUGCAUCCAUUUGAUGUCGGUGAUAGAUGUGAAAUUGAUUCAGUUCAGAUGAUUGUCGAGGAGAUGAAUAUCUUAACUACAGUGUUCCUGAGAUACGAUAACCAGAAGAUCACAUAUCCGAACACUGUGCUCGCUACUCUACCAAUAAGCAAUUACUAUAGGAGCCCAGACAUGGGUGAUACCGUGGAAUUCAGUAUACAUCUUGCAACUCCAAUGGAGAAGAUAGCUUUGUUGAAAGAAAGAAUUAAAGGGUAUAUAGAAAGCAAGCCGGAUCACUGGUACGAGAAUCCUACAGUAGUGUUGAAGGAUGUGGAGAACAUGAACAAGAUCAAAUUAGCAGUUUGGUUACAGCACAAGAUGAACCACCAAGAGAUGGGAGAACGAUGGGUGAGGAGAGCCCAAUUUGUCGAAGAAAUGAUAAGGAUUUGCAGAGACCUCGAGAUCGAAUAUAGGAUGCUCCCUGUGGAUGUCAAUCUCAGGCCCAUGCCACAAAUAACAUCUACUAGGCUUCCGUCAACAUGGACUACAUCAGCCUGAAUUUCGGUAAAACAAACGGAAGCUGGAAAUACAUCUGUCUCUCUCUCUUCGUGGCUCGCCUGAAGAUAACUGAAGAGAGAUGUGUGUUCUUUCCGAUAUGGCUGCAUAGAAUUGCUAUAGAGUGAGUAGGUAAACAGGAAAAAUUAUUUUUUGUUUUAUAGAGAAGGUUUGAUACUUGGGUGCGUAGAAUUGCUAUAGAGUUUGGAUAUUCAGAGGUUGCCAAUAAGAAAUAGGAAUUUUUUGAUGU
Molecule: messenger RNA, 3229 nt
Organism: Amborella trichopoda
Lineage: Eukaryota; Viridiplantae; Streptophyta; Magnoliopsida; Amborellales; Amborellaceae
Product: mechanosensitive ion channel protein 6
Biological process (GO): monoatomic anion transport; transmembrane transport
Cellular component (GO): plasma membrane
Molecular function (GO): mechanosensitive monoatomic ion channel activity
Source: RefSeq, a predicted model, not a curated record